Messenger RNA from Drosophila serrata, 465 nucleotides. RefSeq names its product Translocase of inner membrane 9b (gene Tim9b). NCBI's taxonomy places the organism in Eukaryota, Metazoa, Arthropoda, Insecta, Diptera, Drosophilidae. The record is from RefSeq and is a predicted model, not a curated record.
AGAAAAUCAGCUGUUCUUCCGUCAGGAACGGGACCGUAAUAUUUAAUGUUAGUUAAUUUCUUAUAUUAAAACGUAAGAAACGAGUGCCGACCGAUGGAUUCUAACUUGCGCAACUUCAAGGAUUUUCUCACAUUAUACAACAAAGUGACUGAAAUGUGCUUCAGCCGGUGCGUCGAUAAUCUCAACGACCGCAACCUGGCCAGCCAUGAGGACGUCUGCGUGGACAGAUGCGUUACAAAGUUCGCCCGCUUCAACCAGAAUAUGAUGAACUUCUAUGUGGAGGUGCAGACAACCAUAAAUGCCAAGCGCAUGGAGGAAGUAGAGGAGAAAGCCAGGGUAGCCGCACAGCAGCAGAAGGAAGAGCGCCACAAGGAGGAGCAGAGGCUGAAGGAAUUGGCCGCCACCGCGGUGCUGACACCUGUUUCGCCGACUGCCCCAGGCAACCUGUCCAUUUAGCAGCAGGCA